Messenger RNA from Cotesia congregata, 633 nucleotides. The record is from the annotation of a GenBank genome assembly. Lineage: Eukaryota; Metazoa; Arthropoda; Insecta; Hymenoptera; Braconidae.
AUGUUGAAAACAGUAUUAAGUUCAUUAAAAAUAUCUAUUUUGGAUCAAAAGUCCUCGCAAUUGUUAACCGGUAUUUUACAACCUUCCAAUAACUUAAUAUGCACUAGAUUGUUACAUAUAACCUCUUCUCUAUCCGGAAUUGAUCAAAGGAGAAAACGAGAAGGUGUUAUGAAAAAAGAUGAUGGAAGUGAGGGAGAAUUUACAAUAGGUAUUGAUAACAUAGCUAAGCGACAACGAUUGUUUCCUGACAUGAAUACACCUAACACACUUUUUAAUGGCAUACCUUAUAAAGAGAUUCCUAUUGUUAACAUCAAGUGCUCUCCGAACAACACUAUGAUGUGUUUAACAGAUUAUAAGGGUUCACUAAAAAUGUUUAAAAGUUGCGGGACUGAAGGUUUUAAACAUGCUCGAAAAGCAACCAAUAUUGCUGCGCAGGCUACCGCUAUUUCAUUAAGUACCAAAGCUUUAGAUCAAGGAUAUAAAACGAUUAGAGUGCGAGUGAGGGGUUUAGGACCAGGCCGAAUGUCUGCUAUCAAAGGACUUCAAAUGGGAGGGAUGGACAUAGUGUCAAUUACUGAUAACACUCGGGUUUCUUGGUGUCCUUUGAGACCGAGAAAAGCAAAGCGAUUGUAG